Messenger RNA from Neltuma alba, 635 nucleotides. Its product is annotated as early nodulin-55-1-like. NCBI's taxonomy places the organism in Eukaryota, Viridiplantae, Streptophyta, Magnoliopsida, Fabales, Fabaceae. Gene Ontology annotation, cellular component: plasma membrane. Bases 51 to 635 code for a protein of 194 amino acids. The transcript has 2 exons. Gene Ontology annotation, molecular function: electron transfer activity. The record is from RefSeq and is a predicted model, not a curated record.
UCACUCUCUCCAUCUUGUUCCAUAUUGCCUUCUCCUUCAAACCCUCAACAAUGGCUUCCUUCUCCAUUCCACCCUCUGCAUCCUUCUUAUUCUCUGUCAUGCUCGCUUUUCUGCUGAUUCCUUCAUCCGAAGGCCGCGAUUACUUGGUCGGAGGCUCUCAGGAUUCUUGGACGCUCCCUCGUCCUUCUCCAGAUUCCCUCAGUCAUUGGGCCCAUAGGCGGCACUUCAGAGUCGGCGAUGCUCUCUUAUGGAAAUACGACGGGAGAACAGAGUCUGUGCUGGAAGUGAAAGAGGAAGACUAUAAAAGCUGCAACACAGCGAAAACGAUAUCAAAAUACAACGACGGAGAUACCAAGGUAGAGUUGAAUCGCGCUGGUUCAUUCUACUUCAUUAGUGGAUCAAAUGGCCAUUGUCAGCAGGGCUUAAGGCUGGAUUUGGUGGUCCAUUCCGGUCGGCACAGCGGGAGCGUUCAUGGGUCGCCUUCGCCGUCUCCGUCGCCUGCACCGGUUCCUUCUCCGUCUCCUUCACCGGUUCCUUCUCCGUCUCCUUCACCGGUUCCUUCUCCGUCUCCUGCACCGGGGCCAGCAAAGAACGGCGCGUCGCUUUGGGCUGUGGUGGAUUCGCGGGCCUUGUAA